Xiphophorus couchianus (Monterrey platyfish) is the source of this 5348-nucleotide messenger RNA. RefSeq names its product SECIS binding protein 2-like (gene secisbp2l). The record is from RefSeq and is a predicted model, not a curated record. The coding region runs from base 197 to 3487 and encodes 1096 amino acids. NCBI's taxonomy places the organism in Eukaryota, Metazoa, Chordata, Actinopteri, Cyprinodontiformes, Poeciliidae. Gene Ontology annotation, molecular function: ribonucleoprotein complex binding; mRNA 3'-UTR binding; selenocysteine insertion sequence binding. Gene Ontology annotation, cellular component: ribonucleoprotein complex; mitochondrion. The transcript is spliced from 18 exons.
CCUUUGUAGCCAGACGGCGCUUCACGCUCGCAGCUGACGCAGCAGCAACAGUUAACGGUGGAGUCCGUGUGAGCCGCGAGUUGCUCUUAGGCUUUAGUGGUUGAUAUUAUUUACAAUGAAGAAACUAAACUGGGCUCCGUCCUGACAGUGUCCGCGUAGUGAUCAAUGACGGUCUGUGGCGGAGUCGGUGACUGACAUGGACGCAGGUGACAUUAAGGAUGUGAAGCUUUCACCUGAAGUGGAACCAUUUAUCCCACUGAGGAAAGGUUUUGAAGGAUCACUGGUCAGCAUGAGUCUCUCUGGCGAGGCGGGCGGCGGCGGAGGAGGGGGAGCCAGCGGAGGGGUGGAGGCUGCACCCAUACCCAGCUACCUCAUCACCUGCUACCCAUUCGUCCAGGAAAACCAACCCAACAGGCAGCAUCCUAUGUACAAUGGAGGGGAGCUUCGCUGGCCGCAGCCUAACCCCAGCCCUGGGGGUCCAUACCUGGCCUACCCCAUCUUGUCUUCCCCACAGCCUCCCGUCUCCAAUGACUACGCUUACUACCAGAUCAUGCCUGCACCAUGCCCUCCUGUGAUGGGUUUCUACCAGCCCUUCCCUGGGACGUACGCUGGUCCAGUGCAAGCCGGGGUGGUCAGUCCUGUGUCAGCGGAUGUCGGUGAAAGGCCUCUGCCGCUGGGGCCUACGUAUGGGAUGGCCGGCCAGAGAGGGAGGGGCAUUCCCCGAUCGAAUGUUCUUACUAAGCAGCCACAUUUAGGUGUUUGCCAGGCUCCAAGAGGUCGUCGGCCCCCAACUAGACACAUUGCCGUGCAAAAGGAGGUGUGCACAUUAACGCCUGACGGUCGGACCAAGACUGUUAUGUUGGUGGAUGCAGCUCAACAGACUGACUUUCCAGGUGAAGUGGCGGGGCGUUGUGCCUCUGAGCAGGUUAGUCCACAGAUGUGGAAAAACCGAACAAAGAGAAGACGGGCUUCGCACUCGGCAGAAGGCUACAACGAGCAGGGUGCCAGCGAGGCAGAUAUUGACAGCGACAGCGGCUACUGUAGUCCCAAACACAACCAGGCCACUGGAGUGACACAGCGAACUCCAGAGAACACCGCUACGCCGAUGGGAGUGGAAACUGGUGUGGUGACAGCAGGUACCUGGGUAAAUGUAGCAUCUCAGGCCACUCCGAAGUACUGGAGGGACCGAAAUGGCCAGUUCCACCGAGCCGAUCAGAGGAAGAUUCCUGAACAGAGAAAUUUGCCACAAGAUUUCCAUAAUGGUUACUCUGGACAUUUAACAUCCAACCAAUCAGAGCAAAUAGUCCAGUCAGCAGUGGCCACUGGUGGGGAUCUCACUCCAGAGCCGCUUUACUUUGAGGAUGAGGAUGAGUUUCCAGAUCUUGCAGCUGGAGGAUCUGUCCAACGCAGCACUAAACCUGAGCCUGCUCUGCCUCAGACGCACACACAACCUAAACUGCCUAAAAAUCUGCUGGAUGACCUACCAGAAAACUCUCCAAUCAACAUUGUGCAGACACCCAUUCCCAUCACUACCUCCGUUCCCAAGAGGGCGAAGAGUCAGAGGAAGAAGGCUCUGGCAGCUGCCCUGGCCACCGCCCAGGAGUAUUCUGAAAUCAGCAUGGAGCAGAAGAAAUUACAGGAAGCGUUCACCAAAGCAGCGGGGAAGAAGAGUAAAACCUCGGUUGAGCUCGACUUGGGAGACAUGUUGGCUGCUUUGGAAAAACAACAGCAGGCUAUGAAGGCCAGACAACUCACAAAUACAAAGCCACUAUCCUUUACAGUUGGAACGACCACUCCAUUCCACAGCUCGGGCUCCACCAGUGUGCCGUCCAUGUUGAGGGGUCACCAGCAAGCCCUCUCGGCCCCACACAACGCUCUGGAUUCCACUGCACCGCGAGUAAAGAGGGGGAAGGAGAGAGAAAUUCCCAAAGUGAAACGCCCUACUGCCCUUAAAAAAAUUAUCUUAAAAGAGCGUGAGGGGAAGAAAGGAAAGUCAUGUGCAGAGCAAGACUCUGCAGGCCCUGACGAGCACGGAGACGAGUGCCUCCAGUUUACCGAUGAUUUGUCACGUGAGCCGGCGUCCCAGGAAGAAAACGGCUUGAGCGUCCCCAGCGACGGCUCCCUGUCCCCGGCCAGCCAGAACUCCCCGUGCAGCAUCACUCCGGUGUCACAGGGUUCUCCUGCCAGCUCCGGAAUCGGCAGCCCGAUGGCUUCGAACGCCAUCACCAAGAUCCACAGCCGACGUUUCAGAGAGUACUGUAACCAAGUCCUGAGUAAGGAGAUCGAUGAGAGCGUGACUCUGCUGCUGCAGGAGCUGGUUCGCUUCCAGGAGCGGGUCUACCAGAAAGACCCCACCAAAGCCAAAUCUAAACGUCGGCUGGUCAUGGGCCUCAGAGAGGUCACCAAGCACAUGAAGCUGCACAAGAUCAAGUGUGUCAUCAUUUCUCCCAACUGCGAGAAGAUCCAAGCUAAAGGUGGUUUGGAUGAAGCGUUGUAUAAUGUGAUUGCCAUGGCAAGAGAGCAAGAGAUCCCGUUUGUGUUUGCCUUGGGCAGGAAAGCUCUUGGACGCUGCGUCAACAAGCUGGUGCCUGUUAGCGUUGUGGGAAUUUUUAACUACUCUGGGGCCGAGGGUCUCUUCAAUCGUCUGGUGUCACUGACAGAAGAGGCGAGGAAGGCCUACAAGGACAUGGUGUCUGCCCUGGAGCAGGAGCAGGCCGAGGAGGCUCUGAAAAAUGACAAGAAGGUCCCACAUCACAUGGGCCACUCACGCAACCACUCAGCUGCCUCCGCCAUCUCUUUCUGCUCCAUUUUCUCUGAGCCCAUCUCAGAGGUCAAUGAAAAGGAGUAUGAGACGAACUGGAGGAGCAUGAUGGAAUCAUCAGAUGCGCCGGAGCCUGUAGAGACGGAGCCGUGUCGCCCCGCGGCUUCCGCAGCCUCCCAGAGUAAUAACAGUGAGACAUCAGCAGCCACCAUCACCACCAACACCACCAGCAGCAGCGUCGUUCCAGGCUCCACUGCCCCCCAGCCCAGGACGGUCCCCCCGACGCAGGGUCCCGCCGAGAGAGACGAGGUCCGGGCCGACGACCGGCUGGAGCUGGCCUCUCAGAGCACGGAGACGGGAUCGUUGGACGGGAGCUGCAGGGGGCCGCUGACCUCCUCGAUCACCUCCACCACUUCCACCCUGGUCCCUGGGAUGUUGGAGGAGGCCGAAGAGGAGGACGAGGAGGAGGAAGACUACACUCCGGAACCUAUUUCUGUCGAAGUGCCCACCCUGAGUAGUCGCAUCGAUUCGUGGGUGUCAAAGACCCUGGAAAACCUGAACCUUGGGAAAAGCCAAGAAAGUACAGAGGAGGAGGAAGAGGACGAGGAGGAGGACGAAGAGGAGAGGGGGCAGAGCGGCGACGAAGACGACCUGGACUCGGCAGACGUCACGGAGCCGAAGGUGGAGGAAAAAGAACAGGUGGAAGCUAAGAAAGCCUCAGUCUGAAGCCACUCCAGUGUUUUCUCUCCACAUCCCGUCUGUCCUUCAUCCCUCCUUCUCCUCCGUGUGUGACCUCUGACACCAGGCAUUAUCUCAGGAAUCAACCCGUCGACCAACAUUCACACACGUCGCAGAAGAUCUGACCAGCUCACAGACCAAACUACUCCUCACACUACAACAAGGGUGCCCUCCCUUAUUCAACCCAGAACCUGCAACACUUGAAUCCAGAGGGGGGGAAAACUUGAUACUUGUUUUUUUUCCCUUCACCUCUGAAGCUGAACUCUUUAUAGAGACUUUUUCUGGGAGCAAGUGUUGGGAGCGACGCGGAGUUUGGGGAAUAUUUCUUCAUCCAGAGCUCUGACGAGGUUUACAGCUCUACAUAUAUUUCGUCUGCGUGUGUGUGCUUUACAGACUCGUGCGUUCGAUUCACUUUGCUCUUUUAUUGGCUUUAUCUGUAUAUUAAAUACGUUGUUUCUUUUGUUUGUUUUUUUUCUCCUGUUCAUUCUUUUUUUUUGCUUACCAAGGGAUAGAGAGAUUUGCAUUUACUACCUAAUCAGUUUUGUCAUCUGCUUCUAAAGUGUCGGGGGCUUUUGUGUUGGAACCAAAAUGGCUCCUCCUUCCCAUCCAUCAGUCUCCACAGAGUGUUUUUAACGUCUAAACAAUGAGUGUCUCAUUCUGUACCUAGAUUAUUUGAAUAACUUUACUUCUAAGAAGCAAAAUAGGAUUUGUGAAUAUAACCUUGUCUUGGUGGUUCUACUAAAGCAUUUAAUGAUUUGUCAUAUUGAUCUUGCCUUGUGUGAAAGUAUUAGAGGUUUUCCAAUGAAUUGGAAAUGUAAAAUCCCUGACCUGUGCUUCAUAAAGAGAAAGAAAAGUGAUCCUUAUUUGUUUUCUUAAGUGUUUAUUUUCCCCCAACGGGAAAGAGGUUGUCGUCCACACAACUCUUCUAUUAUGAACACUUGAGAUUAAUGUUUCCAUUAAAAAAAAAAAGUAUUUUACAAGUGUUUGGGUAAAUAAACGCCCACUUUACCGUCUAGAAAAUUUGGGAAAUUACCAGUUUACUGGUAACCGAAACGCAUUGAUAGUUCCCUUAAUAUCCAUUUCUGUUUCACUGAAAUGAAUCACAAUGGAGCAAUUCCAGAUUUAAUAAGCAGUUUUUUAUUUUUUAUUCACCCAACUUCAAGCACCAGUAAAGAUAAGAAGUUUCCAGUCUAACACAAAUUUAUGGACCUAUUUCUGUAAAUACAGGCAUAAAAAGAAAACCCAAAAUUCAGAUUUGUAUAAAAAAAAACAAAAAACGCAAUCAUCCUUUUUCUAAAGCCAUUCAAUACUUUGAACAUGUGAAGACUUGGAAUCCAAUUUGAUAAUGGUAUUUGAUCAAUAAUCAGACUCUUAAGAGAUGUAAAUGCAAUGUGUGAGGCCCUGUGCCGGGGGGUUGUCUGUAUACUUCAUGCUUUGAAAUAAUGAAAGUAUUUCUGGUUUAAUUAAAGGUACGCCGAGUGUGUGUGCGUGUGGGUGUGUGUAAUGACUUCCAUCAAAGUGUUUUGAUGUGCUAAUUGAAAGCUAAUGUGUGUGUGUGUGUGUGUGUUUCUUUCUUCUUUUGCACUAUGUAAAUACAGUACCGGUUAAAGUCUUGUAACUAAUGUGAACAAAAACAGAAGGAAAAAAAGAAAAACCAAACAAAAAAAAAUACGGUUCAAUGAAGUAAUUCUAUUUUGAGUGUGUUGUCUUUCUAUGGAUAUUUAAAAUUGUCUCCCUCUGACUACUUUACUUAUGACACUGUUGGAGGCUGUUUCUCAUAAUCAUGUUAACACUCUUAACCUAUAUGGACUGAUGAUUAACAUCAUUAAAAUAUUGUUUAGGUAAAUUA